This is a messenger RNA of Osmia lignaria (orchard mason bee), 4888 nucleotides long. RefSeq names its product E3 ubiquitin-protein ligase Nedd4 (gene Nedd4). The record is from RefSeq and is a predicted model, not a curated record. Lineage: Eukaryota; Metazoa; Arthropoda; Insecta; Hymenoptera; Megachilidae. Gene Ontology annotation, biological process: protein ubiquitination; ubiquitin-dependent protein catabolic process; regulation of dendrite morphogenesis. Gene Ontology annotation, cellular component: cytoplasm. Gene Ontology annotation, molecular function: sodium channel inhibitor activity; ubiquitin protein ligase activity; protein binding.
AAUUAUCAUAUAUAUGAAUAAUUAGUUAAUCGUGAAUUGUACAAGUUUUCUUGAAAAGUGUUUAUUCAAUUAAUCAUAUUUUGUUUAACACUUUAUGUUACCUUGUAUUGAUGCUUAAUGAUUCUGCAUAAAUCUUAUUGUUACUAGAAUUAUGUUUAUUAAUUAAUAUCACAUAUCAAAACUAAAACACAUGUAAUCGAUAUAGUGAAGAACAUUUGUAUCAAUGUGGAAGGUACUCAGAAUUUAAAAAUAUAAGAUGCCAGGUACUUUGACCUACCCAAUAUAUGCUGGUGUUGAAUCACCUCCUCAGAGGAAUCGUUCUUAUACCUGGAACAGCCAGCAUCGUUCUGCAUCUAGAGUACUACAAGCUAAUACAAGACCUGGACGAGUCUCACUGACAGAGCCUAUGAGGAAUGAAGCUACUAGCAAGCUGAGAUUAAAAGUGAUCGCUGCACACCAAUUAGCAAAGAAAGAUAUCUUUGGUGCAAGCGAUCCAUAUGUACGUGUUGACUUAAAUACUAUAAAUGGUGAUCAAACUGUGGAUUCUGCCCUCACAAAAACUAAGAAAAAAACUUUGAAUCCCACUUGGGAGGAAGAGUUUAUAUUUAGAGUUAAACCUGUUGAUCACAAAUUAGUAUUACAAGUUUUUGAUGAAAAUAGAUUGACAAGGGAUGAUUUUCUUGGAAUGAUAGAAUUAACAUUAAUUAACCUGCCUAAAGAACAAGAAGGUCGUACGAUUCCUACUAGACGUUAUUUACUAAGACCCCGUAGUAAUCAUUCCAGUCAGCGUUCGAGAGUGAAGGGUACAUUGGAGGUAUACCAUGCAUAUAUUUCUGAUACAUCAAGUGUUGACAAUGAUAAUGGAGAUGCUACAACUGACUCGGGAGGGUGGGAAAUGGUACAACAACCAAAUAAUAGCCCAAUGGAACAGGUUGCAGAUGUUGCCCUUAAUAGACCUCUACCACCAGGAUGGGAAGAAAGACAGGAUGCAAAUGGAAGAACAUAUUAUGUUAAUCAUAUAGCAAGAUUUACACAAUGGGAAUGUCCAACAGAAUCUACUACUUCACCUAGUGGAAAUACGACAUCUGAGAGAAAUUUCAGUACUGCAGCAACUGAAUUUCAGCGACGUUUCCAUAUUAGCGCGGAUGAAGAAAACAGACACAGGAGUUCAAUUAAUCAGGAUGGUGAAGUUCUCCGCGAGGAAGGUGAAGAUUCGGAAACGAGAGAUAAUGAGAUUGAGAAUCAUAGGGGAGGGGGUAUGGGGGAUACUUCUUCAGACUCUGGACAUUCUGUUGAUCAACGUGGCUACCUUAGUGAAAGUGAAGACCAGAGCGACGACAAUGUGGAUAGUCCCGCUGGGUCUAGGCGAUCGUCCGAACAAAUUGAAAGUCCAAAACCGACGCUUCCCGUGUCAAGCGACGAAGGAUUACCACCUGGUUGGGGUAUGCAGAUAGCUCCGAAUGGUAGAGUAUUUUUCAUUGAUCAUAACGAAAGGACAACAACAUGGAUCGACCCUCGAACGGGGCGUCCAAGUUCGAUACCUAACCAUAUUGCCCCUUCUACGACAUCACGAAGCGAUUUAGAUCAACUUGGACCUCUUCCUGAGGGUUGGGAAGAGAGGGUACACACAGAUGGACGAAUAUUUUUCAUUGAUCAUAAUACAAGGACAACACAAUGGGAAGAUCCACGUAUGUCCAAUCCUCAAAUUGCUGGACCGGCUGUACCAUAUUCAAGAGAUUAUAAACGCAAAUACGAAUAUCUUAAAUCCCAGUUAAGAAAGCCUAACAAUGUUCCUAAUAAGUUUGAAAUAAAAGUUAGCCGAAAUAACAUUUUAGAAGAUUCCUACCGUAUAAUUAGUUCAGUCAACAGAGUCGAAAUAUUGAAAACAAAAUUGUGGGUUGAGUUUGAAGGGGAAGUUGGCUUAGAUUACGGAGGUCUAGCCCGAGAAUGGUUUUUCCUUUUGUCUAAAGAAAUGUUCAAUCCUUAUUAUGGAUUGUUUGAAUAUUCCGCUACGGAUAAUUAUACUCUGCAAAUUAAUCCUUUUUCGGGAGUAUGUAACGAGGAACACUUGAAUUAUUUCAAAUUUAUUGGUCGAAUAGCGGGUAUGGCUGUUUAUCACGGGAAACUGUUAGAUGCAUUUUUCAUUCGUCCAUUUUACAAAAUGAUGUUGGGUAAAUCAAUCGAUUUAAAAGACAUGGAAAGUGUUGAUUCCGAAUAUUACAAUUCUCUAUUGUGGAUCAAAGAAAAUGAUCCUAGUGAAUUAGAAUUGACGUUUUGUGUUGACGAAGAAAGCUUUGGUCAUACUUCUCAGAGAGAACUUAAACCAGACGGUGCUAAUAUAUCGCUGACAGACGAAAAUAAAGACGAAUAUAUUGGUUUGGUGAUACAGUGGCGGUUUGUGUCGAGAGUACAAGAACAGAUGAAUGCAUUCUUAGAAGGUUUCAAUGCUCUUAUUCCGCCGACAUUGGUAAAAAUAUUUGACGAACACGAACUCGAAUUACUGAUGUGUGGUAUUCAACAUAUUGACGUAAAAGACUGGAAACAGAACACGCUGUACAAAGGAGACUAUCACGCAAAUCAUAUUGUCGUUCAGUGGUUUUGGCGAGUGGUACUUUCAUUUAGCAACGAAAUGCGAUCUAGACUUUUACAGUUUGUUACUGGCACGUCUCGAGUACCAAUGAACGGUUUUAAGGAACUUUAUGGUAGCAAUGGACCACAGUUGUUUACAAUUGAAAAGUGGGGAACACCAGACAAUUAUCCAAGAGCUCACACUUGUUUUAAUCGUAUUGAUCUUCCUCCUUACGAAAGUUAUCAACAACUCAGGGAGAAAUUGGUAAAAGCAAUUGAAGGUUCUCAAGGUUUUGCUGGAGUGGAUUAGCACGAAAUACCCCUUUUCAUGAUGAUAUCUGUAAUAUAAUGUACAUAUAUACAUACAUAUACAUACACAAUCAUGUAUACUGUCUAAUAUGAUAAACUAUUUAACAGGAUAAACUUUUCUCUGCACUCUGAAGGCUUAGAUGUCUUUUAACUGCUAGUUACAAUAUUGAGACAAAUCAGAAAAAAAAAGUUUAAAUAUUACUUAGCCGCUAUCAAUAGUUCAAAACAAUUUUACGCAUGAUGCACUUUUAAAAUUAUAAGAUAUAUUUAAUGAUAAAAAAACAUUUUGGAAGUAAUCUCAAAUCCUGCUUCGAACACUUAUAAAUUACAAUUUAUUAAUUCACUUCACUUUUUAAAUGUAAUUUCAUAUUUUGACUGUUUACUUUUAAAACAGUUUUUUGGGAAAAACUUUGUUUUUCACUACAGAAAAAAAAAAUAUUAAUCUGAUAUUAAUUGUAAAUAACUUUAAGAUAAGGUCAUAAUCUAUUAAUUCCUUGUCUUACUCUGUUGAUAAAAAUGACUUGUUACGGAAGGAAUUUAUGGAUAUAAGUUUACAAAUGAAAAAAAUUAAAAUCGCAAUUAAAGAACAUUAAAAAAAAAAAGAAAAAAAAAGAAAACCGUAUAAAUUAUAUUGCAUUGCGUUUGUCACGGGUUUCAAACGCGUUACAUUUUGACUACAUUCACAUUAGUACAAUGGAAACAAAAUCUGUAAUAUUGUUAUGUAUACAAUGACGCUACGUAACUUGUGUCAAAUUGUAGCAUUACCUCUUCGAAGUUGUGAUUUUAUUUGUUUAAACUAUUUAAAAGAAAUUAUAUUGUAAGAAGAUGUAGCAAGAAGAAUCAGAGACAUUGUAAAAUACGUAAUUUAAUUAAUUUUAUUUUAUUAUAAAUAAAAGACAAGUUGUUUAAUUUAAAAAUAUACACAAAUUGAACCGAGUAAGAAACACAAUUAACGUGGUUUAUUUACGUAUCAUGUAAACAAUAAUUUUGCCUUAACAACAGCUAUUCUUCUUGUACGUUCUUCUGAGAAUCGAUAGUGAAAAUUAUACUGUGCUUAGCUCAUUGUAUAUAGCAUUAGAUAAAAGAAAUGAGAGACAUGAAACUUGCAUAUGUAUUGUACAAUAUGACAAUAUACGGAAGAAUGAAUACAUUAGAUUUUUUCUUUAUCGAAAGUGAUAUUAUACAACGCACGAAGUUAACUAACCGGAAAUUCCGUGAUUAGCGUUACCUGUAAAUGCCUACUUUGUACGAUAAUAACUAUUCCGAGAAUGUAACAAGCAUUCUAACAAAAAAACGUAUUUAGCAUUUAAAGCUAACGAAACAUUCCAUCCUGUUUGUACAGCUUAUUUUAUUGUAAACUGAUACGUCCCGUUAGAUAAUAAAUAAUUAUUAUUACGAGACAAAUUUUGUGGCCUUAAAUUCUGGUUACUUUGAAUUUUGCGUAUUCCACGUGUUACUAUGGCGAGCAUUCGUAUCGUAUAUACAUGUACAUGGUUUAUAAACGUAAUUUAAAAUGGAAUAAUCUAUUUUGAUGUAUUUUUAAUCGAGUAACUUUAUUUUGACGAUCGUAGAAUUUUUGUUCCACUUGUUGAAUCAAAAUUGUAGUCGGGUAGAAACAUAAGUCUGUUAGUCACCUGCUUCACGCGAUAUUUACUUAAUUGUUUUUCAAUUCAAUCCUUGGAUUAUGUUUAUGUAUUUCAGCGGAUAAUCGCGCCUUUAUUAUCGUGUUUUAAUGUAUCAUUUUUAAGAGCACUGUUGCAAAAUGAUUUCAUUAUAAUUUCAGGUAAAAUGCGACUUAAUUUUUUCGUCUUAUUUAAUAUGUGACACGAUUUAUCGACUCGUGUAUAAAUCUGUAUUGACAGAAAGAUACGCGAUUUAACUUGCGAUUUAUCUCCCCUUUAGUUUGUAUGUAAAUAUAAGAGCAUGUAUCUUGUAAUAUAUCGAUUACAAUGAUGUAUGCAUUUGUACGACACUUACGACAAGUGAAUAUGUAACAAAAAAAAAAAAAAAA